This is a messenger RNA of Aspergillus versicolor CBS 583.65, 378 nucleotides long. RefSeq lists its product as uncharacterized. The transcript is spliced from 3 exons. The coding region runs from base 1 to 378 and encodes 125 amino acids. NCBI's taxonomy places the organism in Eukaryota, Fungi, Ascomycota, Eurotiomycetes, Eurotiales, Aspergillaceae. The record is from RefSeq and is a predicted model, not a curated record.
AUGAAGUGGCAGUCUACUCUGUUCAUUCUUGGUGCCCUUGCCUCCCAGGUUCUCGGUGCCACCGAUACCAUCAACUGUGAUAGUGAGGGAAGUGCGGUUUACGCUUUGCAGGUCCAAUCUGGAAUUGACUAUCUCAAUGAUCACGCUGGCCAACCGGUUGCGGAAGCCGGCAAGUGUAACCGAGUUAGCUGUUCCUACGGCGCGGGUAUCUACGUGUGUUCUGAUGAUGGCAAGGACCACCCUCUCAAGAGCUGGAAAACGGUGGCAACUGUGGCCAGCAAGAUCCUCCAUGAAUGCAGGGCCGAUACCAACUAUGUUAAGGGACGUCUGCAUAGCUCUGAUGGUUGGGGUGUUGCUAUCAGGGACGCACCAUGCUAG